Trachymyrmex septentrionalis is the source of this 471-nucleotide messenger RNA. RefSeq lists its product as uncharacterized. The record is from RefSeq and is a predicted model, not a curated record. Lineage: Eukaryota; Metazoa; Arthropoda; Insecta; Hymenoptera; Formicidae. The transcript is spliced from 3 exons. Bases 1 to 471 code for a protein of 156 amino acids.
AUGUACCGUGAAAGAUUCGACGCUGCAUGUGAUCCGCCGCGAGUAGAUCGAUCACCUCAUUGGCGCGAAAGGAUCCUAUGCGUUCUUCUGCUGUUCGAAAUGCUAUUUGGCUGUGACGCACGAGAUAAUGGUACGCCAGAUGUUUAUAAGAUACUUGGAGGUGCCAGAAUACGUCAGGUGGACAAAGAUUAUUCACACAUGAAUAACGAAAAAAUAAAUGAAAAUCAAGAGGAUCUCUAUAUCGGUAACAGUGGUAACCCGUGGAAUGCUUCCUCAACGCGUAUAUAUGACAAGGAUAUCUACGUGUAUUCAUCAUCGAACAACGUGACAGCGAAUAACAUGAAAAGUCAAUUCGCAUCACAUCUUCAAUAUCAUUUUCAACCUAAAAAGCUGCACUUCCGAAAGAGUGACAUCUUCGAUUUUGUUGUCGAUUGGUAUACUACAGUAUUUUGGUGUGUUGAUUACAAAUGA